UUCACCAACCUUCACUUUCUCCACGAUUUUUUGAACAAUCGAAAUAAAUUCCUGAUUUUUAGAUAUUCGAUUCAUUGAAACCAAAAAGAUUGGAAUUUCCCGGGAAAAAAGUUUCCAUUUUUGUUCAAUGGGUGAUUCUCAUGUAGGAUUAGAUGAAGAGCAACCACCUCCCGCCCGAAUCCCUUUGCUCAGUCCAAACAUUCAAAGCGUCGCCGUUCGAGGCCAUCAGCAACAAGAGAUCCGAACAAGUAACAAUCUCGAUAAUUCGUUGGAAAAUUUGGAGAGGUUUUUGACUUUCCUUGGCUUCAAUCAAUCUUCUUUGCUGAGUCUCUCCUUGUCUUGGGCGGCGUUCACGGUCGUAGGGGUUUUGGUCCCUGUUUUGGCGCUGGAACCUUCCAAGUGCGACGGUUGUGAGACGUACCAGAUUAGGGAUUUCGGGUUGGAAGUUGUGGCUUCUCAGGCUUGUAUGGCGGCCGUUUCCUUGUUUUGUAUUUCGUUUAAUCUCAGAAAGUACGGUCUUCGGAGGUUUUUGUUCGUUGAUCGAUACGGCGGUCAAAUGGCUCGAUUUUCCGACCUUUAUGUUAAGCAGAUUUCGGCUUCUAUGCGCCUGAUGGUAUGGUGGUUGCUUCCUUGCUUUAUUUUGAAGAUGGUGCGUGAGAUCAUUUGAAGUUUAUACGUGCAACGUGAUUCAUGGUGGUUAUCUGUUGCUAUUUUGGUUGCUUGGAUUUUGUCCUGGACUUAUGUUUGUACGAUUAGUCUAUCCACCAGCAUCUUGUUUCAUUUACUCUGCAACUUGCAAGUUAUUCACUUUGAUGAUUAUACAAAGCUCUUGGAAAGAGAAUCUGAUGUUGUGGUAUUUAUUGAGGAGCACAUUCGACUACGGUAUCAUCCCUCCAAGAUAAGCCAUAGGUUCCGGAUGUUUCUUCUUUUACAGUUCUUGGUUGUCUCGGUUAGCCAAUUUGUGACUCUUCUCCAGACAACAGUAUAUGGUGGAACGGUUAACUUCAUAAAUGGUGGGGAUUUUGCAAUCUCCUCGAUUGUUCAGGUGGUUGGGAUUAUUCUUUGCUUGCAUGCAGCCACAAGAAUUUCUCAUAGAGCUCAAGGAAUUGCAUCAUUAGCAUGUAGAUGGCAUGCACUGGCUACAUGUUCUUCGAACGAUGCAUCCCUUAGAUGUUCUAACAGUGCAGGAAACAUGGAAGUCCUAAAUCAAUCGAACUCACUACAUAUGACCUUUUCUGAAAGUGAUCUGGAUUCUGUGGAUUUCAUCGCCAUCCCUACAACUACACAGUUGGCUUCUUAUAUGUCUUCAUAUCACAGAAGACAAGCAUUUGUGAUGUACUUGCAAGCCAACCCAGGGGGCAUUACUAUAUUUGGAUGGACAGUUGAUCGGGGACUCAUCAACACAAUCUUUUUCAUUGAACUUACUUUGGUUACUUUCCUGCUUGGACAAACAGUCGUCUUCAGCCCCGCCUAGUAAAAUCUCCAAUCAAGCAUAUCAGUUUUUCCAUGGAUUAUAUCCUUCAAUUCCAAGUGAGUUUUCAGCUUUAUAGGUGAUUGAUUGUUUUCUUGGUUCAAGGCAUCGUCAAGUCGUUGGCUAGCUCACGGUUUCCCUGUCGCUGCAAAAAUUACUAGCCGGCUGCUGCAUCUGGUAAUUUGUUGGGAAUAAAUGGAUGACGUAGAGAGAACGAAACUGACUGUGAUGAGGUUAUUUGCCGGAAGGUUUUUGGAAGUUUUGCAUGAUGCGACAUUUGGAAGUCAGGCAAAUUUCUCUACGUUUAGUGUCCUUCAUUUAUUUAUUUCAUUGUAUGCCUAACGAUACAGAUUUUUAAUUCUUAUUAGAAAGGGAACUUUACAUUUA
This is a messenger RNA of Hibiscus syriacus, 1858 nucleotides long. RefSeq lists its product as uncharacterized. The coding region runs from base 917 to 1474 and encodes 185 amino acids. NCBI's taxonomy places the organism in Eukaryota, Viridiplantae, Streptophyta, Magnoliopsida, Malvales, Malvaceae. The record is from RefSeq and is a predicted model, not a curated record. The transcript has 4 exons.